Theileria equi strain WA is the source of this 2958-nucleotide messenger RNA. RefSeq names its product DEAD/DEAH box helicase domain containing protein. Gene Ontology annotation, cellular component: nucleus. NCBI's taxonomy places the organism in Eukaryota, Apicomplexa, Aconoidasida, Piroplasmida, Theileriidae. The transcript is spliced from 6 exons. Gene Ontology annotation, molecular function: RNA binding; RNA helicase activity; ATP binding. The record is from RefSeq and is a predicted model, not a curated record. Gene Ontology annotation, biological process: maturation of 5.8S rRNA; RNA catabolic process. Bases 1 to 2958 code for a protein of 985 amino acids.
AUGGACGACCUCCUUUCUAUGUUUGACGCCUUUGAAAGCGCAAACAAAGGCACAACUGACGUAGGCGACUAUACCAAGGGCUCGUUUUCUCCUUAUGUUGGCUCUGGUGGCUUGGAUAAUAUGGGUAUGGCGUCCAGUGUUAAGCUAGAGGAACUGGAAGGAAGCAAUAACUGUACCCAUCAUCGCUUAUACCCGUCGGAUUACCAAAAUGAAUGGACAAAGAUCACACAAAUGGCAAAGGAGUAUCCAUUUACACUUGAUGACUUCCAGAAACGCUCGAUAGAGUGUCUGGAGAACAAUGAGAGUGUUCUUGUUUGUGCACAUACUUCGGCAGGAAAGACUGUCGUUGCGGAAUAUGCCAUUGCAAUGGCCCUGAGAGAUAAACAUAGGAUCAUUUACACGAGUCCCAUAAAGGCGCUGUCUAAUCAGAAAUAUAGGAACCUAAGUGAUGAAUUUAACGAUGUAGGUCUGAUGACUGGUGAUGUUACAUUGAAUCCAAACGCCUCUGUAAUGGUCAUGACCACUGAAAUUCUCAGAAGCAUGCUUUAUAGAGGAAGUGAAGUCGUGCAGGAGAUGAACUGCGUGAUAUUUGAUGAAGUGCAUUACAUGCGUGAUCAAGAAAGAGGUGUGGUAUGGGAAGAGACCAUUAUCUUGAUUCCUCCCUCUGUAAAUUUGGUGUUUUUGAGUGCCACUAUCCCAAACUCGUUGGAGUUUGCGGAAUGGGUUUGUAGAAUAAAGAAUUCACCAUGCAAUGUGAUUAGUACUGACUAUAGACCUACUCCCUUGCAACAUUAUGUAUUUAGCCCCGGACGCUCCGGAGUAUAUUUGGUGCUUGAUGAAAAGAGAAACUUUAAAGAGACCACAUUCAUGGAGGCUGUGUGCCAAGCUGGUCCAUCUGAUGACCACAAAAAGAAGAGGAGUAGGAAUGCAAAGGACAUUGAGAGUUUAAUUGCAAUGUGCCACGAGAAACGUUUUACUCCAGUUAUCGUUUUUGCCUUUUCCAAGACAGACUGUGAGAAGAAUGCGAUUUCUGUAAGUCACAUGGAUAUGACAGAUGAUGCUGAAAAGGCUCUAAUCGACGAAAUUUACAGAAAUGCCAUGGCAACAUUGAGUGAUGAAGACAGAAACCUGCCUCAGGCUCUCUUUAUGCUUCCCCUCCUCAAAAAAGGUAUUGGUAUCCAUCACGGUGGUCUACUUCCAAUUAUAAAGGAGAUUAUUGAAAUUAUCUUCCAAGAGGGUCUCUUGAAGGUUCUAUUCAGUACAGAAACCUUUUCAAUGGGUGUUAACAUGCCAGCAAGAACAGUCGUUUUUACCAAACUAAAAAAGUGGGAUGGUAGGAAUGUUAGAUUAAUUACCUCUGGAGAAUAUAUUCAAAUGGCUGGAAGAGCUGGAAGAAGAGGUCUGGAUGAUAGGGGACUUGUUAUUAUCAUGUUGGAGGACACAAUAAAACCUGAAGAGGCUAAAAAGAUAUUUUUAGGACGUGCAGAUAAUAUGGAUAGUACAUUUCAUCUAGGUUACAACAUGUUGCUCAAUCUAAUGAGAAUUGAAGAUACAACUCCGGAAUUUAUGAUAGAGAGAUCAUUUCUACAGUUUCAGGUAGAAUCCAGAGCGAGAACCCUGGAAGCUGCAAGAAAGAAGCUCAUAAUUUCAAUACAAGAUGCAAAGAAUAAGAUUGAUCAGAAUAUUUUCCCAGAACUUGCUGCAUUCCACCUGAGCAAGAGGGAACUCUCCAAGCUUAAGGAUACAGUUUCAGACAUUAUCACCAGUGAUCCAAAGCUCUUGAACUUUUUGAAUUUUGGAAGACUUGUAAAAUUGGUCGAUAAUGAUGUAAACUGGGAUUGGGGCAUCUGUUUUGCAUCUGCAAAGCUCAAGUCUAAGCAGUCCAAGGGUGAAAAGAUGUAUGUAAUUGACUGCCUAGUCUUGUGUGAUAGGACCAGUGUAAAGGACGGAAAGGGUAUCCCUUUGCCCACAAAGGACAUAAAUGAGGGUGUUUUCACGGUGGUACCAUUUGCAGUAAAGUGCGUAAAGGAAAUUAGCCAGAUACGCAUGACAAUAAAAUCAGACUUUAGAGUAAAUUCUGAAGUCUGCCAGGCAGAAAUGAGGUCAAAGUAUCGCCAGUUGAGGGACUAUAUGUCAACCCUAGUCAAGAUACCGUUAUUGGAUCCAAUUGAGCACAUAAAGUUAGAUUCUCCCAUACUUGACGGUCUACUAAAGGAUAUAAAAGAAAAGGAAAAGAUCGUAAACAGUUCUCCGCUUACAGGAAGAAAGGACUUUUUACACAUUUUAUCGCAAUACGAGGAAUACGUAAGGUUGCAAACCGAGGAACGUGAUCUUGAAGCAGAAAUUCAAAAAUCGCAUCAAAUCGUAAUGAAAGAUGAACUGAGACGUAUGAAGGGUGUGCUGAGAGCUUUAAACUACGUGGACGAAAAUGGAAUCGUCACUAUAAAGGGGAGAAUUGCCUGUGAAAUCAACGCAACGGAUGAGCUUGUGGUUGCUGAAUUAUUCCUCCGAAACUUUUUCGAGAAUAUGCAACCAGAAUACAUUUGUGCCGCUCUCAGUUGUUUGGUCAUUGAUGAGAGAAAGGACGAGAAUCUUCCAACCGACCUCAAACUGUUGGAAGGAUUCACAAAGAUCCAGCAAGUGGCUGGUGACAUUGCCAACGUCAUGUGCGACAACGAAAUGGAUGUUAAUCCAGGUGCCUUUGUCGGCAAGUUCAAACCAUCCCUAAUGACGGUUGUCUGGAGGUGGGCCAAAGGGGACACGUUUACUGAUAUUCUCUCGGAAUCUGCAGUUUUUGAAGGCUCUGUCAUCAGAUGUAUUAGGCGUUUGGAAGAACUUCUUCGUCAGCUGGCCUGUGCCUCUAGGAAUAUUGGCAACUUGUCGAUGGAGCAGGUUUUCAUCACCUGUAUCAACAAACUCAAAAAGGGUAUUGCCUUCACAUCUUCAUUGUACCUUUAG